AUGAAACAUCAAAUGAAAGAAGACUCUUAUGAAAUGAAGGAAAUAAAAGAACUUAAAAAAGAAGAGCAUGAUAAAAAGGAAACGGAUGGCCACAAAGAGGGAAAGACUAGAAGUAAGUUGAGGGGGCACAUUAAAAAAGAACACAGUGAUAAGAAGGUGGAAAUGGAACAUCACAAAAAGAAAAAAAUCAGUGAAGACAAGGAGAUGGUGCAUUUCAAAAAGCAAGAAAUCAAUAAUAAGAAGAUGCUGAAGUCUUACAAAACAGAAGUUGAUGCUAAAAGGAAGAAGCCUGACCAUCAUAAAAAUGACACAGAACAUGACAAAAAAGAAGAAAUAAGUAAAAGAGGUCAGGCUGAAUAUCAUAAAGCAGAAGACAUGAGUAAAAAGAGGGCGCUGGAAUAUGGCAAAAAGGAAGAUGGUGAUGAAAAGAAGGAGCCAGUAGAUAAAGAAAUAACUGAAACUAGACAUAAGGGCACAGUGCAUCAAAAAAAGGAAGAAAAAACAAAAAUGAAGCUAGAGGAAUAUCACAAAAUGGGAGAUUAUAGUAAUAAGGAACUGGAACAACAUAAAAAAGAAGACAAGGAGCAGCAAAAAAAGAAAAAGGUCCUUAAGGAGGAAAUGGAGUAUCAUAAAGAGGAAGAGAAUGAUACAAAAGAUAUGCAAUAUCAUGUACAGAAAGACAGUGGCAUAAAGACAGAGGUAAAGCAUUACAAAAAAGAAUACAGCAGUAAAAUGAAGGAGACAGAACAUCCUCAGAUAGAACAUAGUAGUAAAAUAAAGGAACAGGAGUAUCAUGAAAAGAAAAUGGUUGAUAAAAAGAAAAAGGAGCAUCAGAAAGAGGAAAUAUUUCAUACAAGACAAAUAGAGCAUUGCAUGAAGGAAGAGAGUGGUAAAAAGAAAAUAAAGGGGCAUCAUGAUAAGGAAAUGAUUGAUAAAAAGCAAAUGGAGCAUCAGAAAAGGGAAAUCAUUGAUUCAAAACAAAUAGAGCAUCACAUGAAAGAAGAGAGUGGUAAAAACAAAAUAAUGAGGCAUCACGAAAAGGAAGUGAUUGAUAAAAAGCAAAUGGAGCAUCAGAAAAUGGAAAUAAUCGAUUCAAAACAAAUGGAACAUCACAAGAAGGAAGAGAGUGGUAAAAAGAAAAUAAUGAGACACCACAAAAAGGAAGUGAUUGAUAAAAAACAAAUGGAACAUCAUAUAAAAGGAGACAGUGGUUCAAAGAAAAUAAUGAUGCAUCAUGAAAAGAAAGUGAUUGAUAAAAAACAACCAGAGCAUCACAGGAAGGAAGACAGUGUCAAAAAGGAAAUGAAAGAACAUCAGAGAAAAGAUGUGAUUGAUCAAAAUGUAAUGGAGUAUCACAGGAAGGGAGAGAGUGGGAAAAAGAUAAUAAGUCAUAAUGAAAAGGAAAUGAUUGAUAAAAAGCAAAUGGAGCAUCAGAAAAAGGAAGUAAUUAAUUCAAAACAAUUGGGACAUCACAAGAAGGAAGAGAGUGGUAAAAAGAAAAUAAUGAGGCAUCAUGAAACAGAAGUGACUGAUAAAAAGCAACUAGACCAUCAUAGGAAGGAAGACAGUGUCAAAAAGAAAAUGAUAGAGCAUCAGAGAAAGGAUGUGAUUAAUCAAAAUGUAAUGGAGCAUCAUAGGAAGGAAGAGAGUGGGAAAAAGACACUGAUAGAACAUCACAAAAAGGAAGGAAUUGAUAAACAAAUAAAACAUUACAAAAAGGAAAUGAUAGAUAAACAACAAACACAGGAUCACAAGAAAGAAGAGAGUCACAAAAAGAAAAAAAUGGAGUAUCGUGAAAAGGAAAUGAUUGAUAAAAAGCAAGUGGAGCAUCACUUGAAGGAAAUGGCAGAUAAACAAAUGGAGCACCAUAGGAAGGUAGAUAGUGCCAUAAAGAAAAUAACAGAGCAUCACAAAAAAGAAGUGACUGAUAAAAAGCAAAUGGAGCAUCAUAUGAAAGAAGACAGCAGUUCAAAGAAAAUAAUGAAGCAUCAUGAAAAGGAAGUGAUUGAUAAAAAGCAACCAGAGCAUCAUAGGAAGGAAGACAGUGUUAAAAAGGAAAUGACAGAACACCAGAGAAAAGAUGUGAUUGAUCAAAAUGUAGUGGAGCAUCAGCAUGACAGUGGGAAAAAGAUAAUGAAUCAUCAUGAAAAGGAAAUGAUUGAUAAAAAGCAAGUGGAGCAUCAGAAAAAGGAAGCAAUUGAUUCAAAACAAAUGGAACAUCACAAGAAGGAAGAGAGUGGUAAAAAGAAAAUAAUGAGGCAUCAUGGAAUGGAAUUGAUUGAUAAAAAGCAACCAGACCAUCAUAGGAAGGAAGACAGUGUCAAAAAGAAAAUGAAAGAGCAUCAGAGAAAGGAUGUGAUUGAUCAAAAUGUAAUGGAGCAUCAUAGGAAGGAAGAGAGUGGGAAAAAGACACUUAUAGAACAUCACAAAAAGGAAGGAAUUGAUAAACAAAUGAAACAUUACAAAAAAGAAGUCAUAGAUAAACAAGAAACACAGGAUCACAAGAAAGAAGAGACUCACACAAAGACAAAAAUUGAGUAUUGUGAAAAGGAAAUAAUUGAUAAAAAGCAAAUGGAGCAUCACAUGAAGGAAAUGGCUCCUAAAAAACAAACUGAUUUUCACAAAAGAGAAAUUAUUGAUAAAAAACAAGUGGAGCAACAAAAAAAGGAAGAGAAUGGCAAGAAGAAAAUGAUGGAGCAUCAUAAAAAGGAAAUGAUUGACAAGAAACAAAUAGAGCAUCACAAGAGGAAAGUGACUGAUAAAAAACAAGUGGAGCAUCAUAUGAAGGAAGAGAGUUGUAAAGAGAAAAUGACAGAGCAUUUCAAAAAGGAAGUGAUUGAUACGAAACCAAUGGAACAUCAUGAAAAGAAAAAGACUGAUAAAAAAACAAUGGAGCAUAAUGGGAGGGAAGAUAGUGAUAAGAAGAAAAUGACAGAACAUUACCAAAAAGAAGUGAUUGAUACAAAACAAAUGAAGCAUCACAGGAAAGAAGUGAGUGGUCAAAGGAAAAUGAGGGAGCAUCAUGAAAAAGAAGAGACUGUUAAAAAGAAGUUGAUGGAGCAUCAUAAAAAGGAAGACAGUGAUACAAAGAAGGAGGUGGAGAGACAAAAAGGGGUAGAGAGUCACAUAAAAAAGAAAAUGGAGCAUCAAAAAUUGGAAGAGAGUAGUAAAAGAAAAGUGUUAGAACAACAUGAAAAGGAAGAGAGCAGUAAAAAGGAAGAGCAUUGCAUAAGGAAAGACAGUAGUACCAAGAAAACAUUGGAGCAUUAUAAAAAGGGUGAAACUAUUAAUACGGAUAAAGAACAUCAGAAAAAGGAAGAAACUAAAAAGAAGGAUCAGCAAAUUCAGAGAAAGGACAAUGGUAAUAAAAAGGAAUUAGAACAACAUAAAAGGGAAGAGAGCACUACAAAGAAGAUAACUGAACAUCCCAAACAUGCAGAGAUAAAUAUAAAGGCAAUGAACCGUCACAAGAAGGAAGACAGUGAUAGAAACCAGGAACUGGAAAAUCAAGAAAAAAAGCAAAGCAGUAAAGAGAAACAUCAAAAAAUGAAAGAGGUAAGUAAAAGGGAGAUGGAUCCUAGAAAAAAUAAUGAAAUGGAUCAUCAUAAAACAGGUGAAAGUAGACACACUGAUACCGAGCAUCAGAAAAAGGAAGGAAAAAAUAAACAGGGAGAUGAUGGUAAAAAGCACAAGGAGCAUCAUGAAAAAGGAGAGAUUGAACAACAUGAUAAAAAAGACAGCAUUAAACAGAAGCAAUUGGAACAUAACAAAAAGGAAGACAAUGGUAAAAAGAAGGAGGUGGAGCAUUGUAAAAUGGAAGAAAUGCCUGAAAAAGUGCAUCAUAUUGUAAAAUACAGUGAUACAAAGAAGGAUCUGGAACACCUUAAAAAAGAAGCAAUUAGUAUAAAAAAGAAAAAUGAGGAACACCACAGCAAGGAAAAGAUUAGUAAUAAACUGAGUGAUCACCACAGCAAGGAGACUGAGAAUCAUAAAAAGGAAGAAAGUAGUAAAAAGGAGAAGGAACAUCAUACAAAAGAAGACAGAAAUACAAUGAAGGAACUACAGCAUCCCAAAGAUGUAGAGAACAGUAAAAUGAAGAAGAUCAAACAUAGUAGUAACACAAAAGAAAUGAAACAUCACAAAAUGGAGAUGGAACAUCAAGAAAAGGAAGAAAGUAGAAAAAAAGAUCUUAAACUUUUAACAAAGGAAGACAGCAAUACAAAAAUUGACCAUCUCAAAAAAGAAGAUAGUAAAAAAAAGGAGAAACUAGAGCAUCACAAAAAAGAAGAGACUGACAAAAAGCAGACGGUGCAUCAGAAGAAGGAAGAGAGUGGGGAAAAGAUGGAGAAGGAGUAUCAUAAAAAUGAUGGCAGUAGAAACAAAGAGGUAGUACUUCACAAAAAAGAAGAAAUUAGUAAAAGUGAAAUACAUGAUAUAAAUGAUAAAAAGAAAGUAAAAGGACUACAGAAAGCUGACGUGAGUUUUAAAACGUACAAAAUGAAAGGGACUGAAGAUCAUGAAAAGGAUAGCAAAGAAGAGAGUAGUAAAAAGGACACCGACCAUCACAAAAAGAAAGAGAGUGAAAAAAAAUAUCUGGAGCAUUACAAAAAGGAAGAGGACAGCAAAAUGAAGCAGCUGGAAAGUAAAAUUAGGGUGGAAAACUGUAAUAAAAAGGAAACACUACAUCAGAUAGAAAUAGAGACUGGCAAAAAACUGGCAAUGCAUCAUAAAAUGGAGGAAGAUAUUCUGAAAAAAUGUAAGGAGAAGCAGGAGACAGAAGACAGUCAUAGAAUGAAGUAUAAUAAAAAGGAAGAAAAUGUUCAGCAAAAGAUGGAGUACAAUAAAAUGGAUAUUCAUCGACCCAUCCAUCCACUGUCAAAACUGUUCAAUCCAGCUCAGUUUUACAGUGGAGCUGAAGGCUACAUUAAUAACUUUGGGUACAAAAUGCAUCAUAAAAUGGAGGAAGAUAUUCUGAAAAAAUGUAAGGAGAAGCAGGAGACAGAAGACAGUCACAGAAUGAAGUAUAAUAAAAAGGAAGAAAAUGUUCAGCAAAAGAUGGAGUACAAUAAAAUGGAUAUUCAUCGACCCAUCCAUCCACUGUCAAGACUGUUCAAUCCAGCUCAGUUUUACAGUGGAGCUGAAGGCUACAUUAAUAACUUUGGGUACAAGCCGGAGACCCGCCCCAGAUUGGAGGCUAUGGAAAGCAAAAAAGGGUUCAUAAAAGCAAUAGAAAUGGAACCUCAGCAUAAGAAAGAGAGUCAGCAAAAGAAGCAAGAUGAAAAAGAUCAGAAAUCGAAGAAUGUCAAUGAUGCACAUGGAGUGAAUAGUAAUAAAAUGAUGGACCAUUUUAAAAAAGAUGCAGUCAAUACAAGGUCACAAGUAGCAUAUCACAGAAUGCAAAAUGUAAUUGCAAAGGAGAAGAAGAAUGAAAAAGAGAGUGUUAAUAAAGCAAAAAAGUUCUAUGAAAAUGAAGAAACUGGUGAAAUAGAAAUGUUACAUUAG
This is a messenger RNA of Erpetoichthys calabaricus (reedfish), 5502 nucleotides long. Its product is annotated as trichohyalin-like. NCBI's taxonomy places the organism in Eukaryota, Metazoa, Chordata, Cladistia, Polypteriformes, Polypteridae. The record is from RefSeq and is a predicted model, not a curated record. The transcript has a single exon. The coding region runs from base 1 to 5502 and encodes 1833 amino acids.